Molecule: messenger RNA, 1725 nt
Organism: Serpula lacrymans var. lacrymans S7.9
Lineage: Eukaryota; Fungi; Basidiomycota; Agaricomycetes; Boletales; Serpulaceae
Exons: 2
Coding region: 1-1725 (574 amino acids)
Source: RefSeq, a predicted model, not a curated record
AUGGUGCCACCCGCAAUCUCAAUCGAAAUACUCUUUGCUUUCUCUGAGCGACAUUCAAGUUGGAUCGGUCUCUUUCAAUUGAUGUGGACUCAAGUUUCGUCCUCCGAACUUUCAAUCCUAUUACGGGAAAUUGAAAAGUUCGGUUUAUCGCUUUCUCCAAAGUCUAUCUCUCUCCCUAGUCGCCCGCGUUCCCUGAUACAGUCUCUUCCCAACGAGAUAUGGUCUGAGAUAUUCAUGGCUGCAUCUCACAAUUCCAAUAUCCAUGAUUCUAUUGCCUCGCCCAUCAUUAUAUCUCAUGUCUGUCAACACUGGCGGCGUAUCUCUCUUUCAACAAGUGCGUUAUGGGCCACCGUUCUUCUUACGCAUCCGAGCGAAAACUAUCAGUUAUCGCGGACCGUUACCUGGCUUAUGAGGUCUCGCAGGCUUCCGUUGCAUAUCCACCUCGAUUUCCGAGAUCCAACGUGGAAUUGGGAAGAGGGUUCUCACACAUUCGGCUGGAAAAACAUGGAAAAUGUCAUACGUCUCCUUCUCCCACAGGUAUCUCGCUGGGAAACGCUAAAGUUGCUUUCAGACACCUGGGCGCCUAUAUAUACCUUCCUCCGUUACACAUCCCGCGUCCAAUGUGCACCACGGUUAAAAACUAUCGAGCUCUCCCGCUGCAACGCCUACUUCGCGGUCAAAGGCGAGACAUUUCGUCCCGUCUCUAUGAAGGAGCCCGUUUCGUGGUUCAGUGGCGGCAAGGCAUUGGCAGGGGUUCGGAGGGUAUUGCUGGCGGGCGUCCAUGUUGAUUGGUCACACUCUGGGCUGAGUGGUCUUGAGGAGCUCGAGCUCAAGUACCAUUCGAGCGACGUGAUGCCCACCCUUCAGGAGUUCACUGAUAUCUUGGCAGCUUCUCCCAAGUUGAGGCGUCUCUCUAUCCUUGGGUGGGGUCCUAUCCUCAGUGCCAAUGAUUCCGAAGAUUCCCUUUUGAGUCAUCCUCCACCUCCCAGUUCCAUAAAUUCGUAUACAUGUAGCAUCUGUCUGCCUUACCUCAAACACUUCGCCCUCGGUUUCAUCGACGUCGAAUACACUAUCAACCUUCUCUCUUUGUUCUGUAUGCCAGCGUUAGAAUCGCUGGUACUAGAAGAUAUAUCCCGUGGCUUAUCGCAUUCUGCGGAUGACCUGGACGCCACCCCGCUACUGGAAUAUCUUAUCUCUGCCCAUACAUCCUCCGUCCCUUGCAAUUCUCUCCCUUCACAUACUGGCGCCUGUACACCACCUCGAUGUUGCCUCCCCUUAUCGAACGUGUCUUCUCUGCAAAUAUAUGGUGUACUAGUUACGCAAGGCACGCUGUUCCACCAGUUUCUGCAGCAACUUCCUGUCCUUAGGUACCUGUCUUUAUCGAAUAUGGAAGAAGCCUCUCUCCGUUCUCUCGUGGCUCAACUCAUCGAUUCCUCUACACGAGGCCCAGAGGAACCAGCUAUCGUCUGUCCCACCCUUGCUGAGCUGACAAUAAAGCACCUUGAUGCCCCCACAGUCGCCGGACUGCAUUCACUAUGGGCCGACGGUGAUUUCAGUUCGCUGGCGUGCAAGAUUAUCCUUGAUUUUGAAGAUGGCGAUGUUUCGCUCACCCCUGGGCAACGUGCAUCAUUCAUUCGUGCUGGUGUACGUCUAAUGAACGAGCCCCCGAACUGCCCAAGUCCUCCUUGUCUCAAAUGCGCCAAAGGAGUCGAAUCAUGCUCAUGA